Molecule: messenger RNA, 2388 nt
Organism: Puntigrus tetrazona (Sumatra barb)
Lineage: Eukaryota; Metazoa; Chordata; Actinopteri; Cypriniformes; Cyprinidae
Gene: c20h1orf198
Product: chromosome 20 C1orf198 homolog
Exons: 4
Coding region: 26-1018 (330 amino acids)
Source: RefSeq, a predicted model, not a curated record
CGCUCGUUGUCCAGCUGUUGAGGAAAUGGCGGCCGCGGCGAUGGCGGGGGUUGUGGCGGAUCACCCGCUCCUCACGGAGGCCAAAAAGCUGGAAUAUUUCUCCUCCAUCAACUCUAUGGCUCGUAAGAUUAUGGAGGAAAGGGAGAAGAUAAAGGAGGGCUACGGUCCGACUUGGGACGAGAUGAGUCCCGUCGAACAAGACACGGCGAUAGACAACGGGAUGAUGGAUCCGCGGAUCCGGGCUCGGUACGCGAUGCACCGGGUGGAGCGAGAUGAGGUGAUCUGCUUCCCGAAACUACUCCUCCAGACCGGACAGAAGACUGUACACUUCGGAGACGAGGACUUAACUUGGCAAGACGAGCACUCGGCUCCCUUCUCCUGGGAGACCAAGAGUCAGAUGGAGUUCAGCAUCUUCUCCGGUGCUCCAGAACCGUCCGUUCCCUCCUCGGCGAACGAACCCAAACCCAAGCCCUCUCAGAGUACCAAGCUGCCCAGCACUGACGAGUCGUCCUUCUGGAAGAUCAGCGCCGAACGCUCGCGGCUCGAGGGCGAGAAGGCCGAGUUUCAGUCUCUGACGCCCAGCCAGAUCAAGUCUCUGGAGAAGGGAGAGAAGCCUUUGCCGUCGUACCUGAGGUCGGAGUCUGGGCAGAGGGAGUCCGAGGAUGUGCCGCCGCCUCCUCGGCCGGUUCAGCAGAGAGUCACCAAACCUCACGCCCCUCCUCCCCCCAUCCCCAUCAGCGUAACCCCGGUGGCCAUCAGCGUGACCCCGACACCUCCUGCUCCCGCGUCCUCCUCAGAGGAAGGGUGGGAGAGGGCCCAGAGCACGCUUCCCUCCGUAAGCACUGUGGAUGAUGUGUUCAGUCCUGGUCUGGUCACCAGGUCUUCCUCUCAGUCCAACAGCACGGUCAGAGAUGCCAACAAGGCGGAAAGCUCGCCCACCUCCAGUCCUACCUUCUCACAGUUUAACACAAGCAGCAGCAUCCUGAAGACGGGAUUUGACUUCUUGGACAACUGGUAACGCCCGAAUACCCCUGAAGAAUCCAUUCCAGAUCACAGGACCUACAAGCACCACAAUCCCAACACUACAGAACACUUUCCUUUGAAAUCCAAACGCUUCAGUAGUUUCUUUAUAGUGCAUCAAUAUCUCUAUGAUUGUAGUUAAAUCACCAUCUGUCUGACUCUAUCUCACUGGUUAGAAGUUACUGAAUGCAUGAGCUAUGUUACAUCAGACAGUAUUUUUAAACAGAGCAUAUUUUGAGUGUUUUUACACUUGGUACAUUUGCUUGAGUCAGAGUCCAUCAUCUCUCUUCCCCUGGACCUAUUGGUCUUCUUUCCCACUGUUACUGUUAUACUAAACUGUGGUAUGUUUGCAAAAAAUUCUUUCACCAACGUUAGAACCACCAAAACCUGUUUAUCCUGUGUGUCCAGGCAACAAGGGUUGAUAUCCUGAAGUUGCAGAACAAAGUUUCAAAUUUUAGUUUGGUGUGACUACCAAACUGGCACAAUAUACUUAAUCGGUACCAGCCCACUUCUGGAUUGCAUUCACAUCAACCACAAACCACACUGUGGUUCGCAUUAAAACAAAAGCCAAACCCCUCUUUCGGACUCAACUAAAAUCCCUUUGUUUGCUGUUACAGAAGUUCGGAAGAUGCGUUAAUCAAACAAGCCAGAACUCAGUUCCACAGCAAAACCACUAGAGCCAAUGCCACGUCACCUUCACUGCCAUGAUGUUUAUAUUUAUCUAGACCUCAAUACUAGUGUUAAGAUGCUUCACUGUACGUUUAUUAAUAAGGACCUAAAUGCGACACCGUAGCGCUAGCAUGGUUUUGAGGAGAUGACUUGCGCCUUGCUUGUUUUGUAGACUUUUUAUAUGCGUGCUACUUUCAUUGUAAGCUUUGAAGUGAAUCAUUGACUUUUCUCCUCAUUCUCCCGAAUGCUUCCUUUCUUUGUCUCUUUCCUGUAGCCUAACGCACCAGAAAUUUAAUAAAUGAAAGCAAUAGUUACAAUCUACAUUCAUCGUUUGGCCUGAAACAUACUGCACACAAGUACGCAAAUGCGGAUGCAACGUUAAACGGGUGUUAUGGCAGCGACAAGCUCCAGAACCCGAGGGGGCGAUAGAGUUAACCGUUCAGGUAGCUGGCUGGAAACAAAGAUAGAACUCGCUCUUCGCUGUCAACGUUUGAAUUUACGUACAAAUCAACAUUUACGUACUUGUCUGUCAUUUGGUUCAGGGCUGAGCUAGCUAGGGUUCAAAGUUAGGAAUCAUUUGGAGCUUUGUUGCGAGAUGUUUUUGUUGAAUACAAAUGCGUGGCCUGGAGCCAGUAUUUAUGCAUUCGUAUAUCUGUAAUGGAAAAUAAGUACAAUAAUAAAAAAAAAAAAGUACAAUAA